GUCUUUACUUCCAAGAAAACAACAUUUUCCUGUUAUACGCUCGCUUUCAAAAAGAACACAAAAAAAGUCUCUCUUUCUCCUGUGGAAUUCCAUGAACCCCGAGUUGACUCAGAACUGAGUUGAGUAAAAACUAAAAAACAUCAAUGAGUAGCGACUCGGGAGCAGAAUCUGCGAACGCGCAAAAUGUUGCAGAAAAACCUCAAAAUCAAGUAGAAAGAUUUCACCUUCCUACACCUGAAGAAAUUCGUGGCCAAGAUAUUUGGAACAACUGUGCAGUACGCAGCCUCGUCAGUGGUGUAAUGGGAGGUGGUCUUGGGGUGAUGAUGGGUUUCUUUUUUGCGGCGUUGGAAAAUCCGAUCAUGCAAGAUACAAUGACAACCAGGCAGCAACUUGCUUAUACAGCUAAGCAAAUGGGUCAUAGGAGCUGGAGUAAUUGCAAGACAUUUGCGUUAAUGGGCUUAGUUUUCUCAGCUGCGGAAUGUGUUAUUGAGAAGGCUCGGGCGAAACACGACACCACAAAUACAGUGGUUGCCGGAUGUGUGACUGGUGGUGCAAUUUCAGCAAAAGGUGGUCCUCAAGCAGCUUGUGUUGGUUGUGCUGGUUUUGCUGCAUUUUCAGUUAUCAUUGAGAAAGUGAUGGAGAGAUAUGAGUGAUUCGACAACAAUUUGUUGAGCCAUCAUCAUCAGACUUGCAUUACUGGAGUUCUAAUGCACGGCCUAGGUUGUUGCUGAUAUUUUCUAUAUUCAUGUUAGUCUGAUUGUUGUUAACUCAGGAUCAUCAAUGCAUUACUUCACAGAAGUAAUCCCUAAUUUUGCUCUGUGCCCUUAUCUAUUACAGAAUAUCCAGUUAGGCAUAUACCAUAUUUUUUUUUUGCUUGAAGGUAUCGUCUUAAGUACCUGUUUGUGACAUUAUAUUAAUACAACUUAAAUGAGUUUUACUUGAAA
Messenger RNA from Beta vulgaris subsp. vulgaris (sugar beet), 944 nucleotides. RefSeq names its product mitochondrial import inner membrane translocase subunit TIM22-4. Lineage: Eukaryota; Viridiplantae; Streptophyta; Magnoliopsida; Caryophyllales; Amaranthaceae. Gene Ontology annotation, molecular function: transmembrane protein transporter activity. Gene Ontology annotation, biological process: protein insertion into mitochondrial inner membrane. The transcript has 4 exons. The record is from RefSeq and is a predicted model, not a curated record. Bases 144 to 653 code for a protein of 169 amino acids. Gene Ontology annotation, cellular component: TIM22 mitochondrial import inner membrane insertion complex.